ACCAUUUAUUUUUCUGAUAGCCAUACAUGUAAGUAUGUUAGAUGCAUGUGGAAUAUAACUUCAAGAAAUAUAUUCAACUACUUGACCCAAAAUCUUAGGAAUAUACAAAUACUAAAUCAUGAACAUUGACUUACUAGUUCCUACACAUCUAUAUAACAGUAAUUUGUUUGGGGUAUGAAUAUCAUCUACCAUUAAACCUUCUUAAACAACAACUUUUUGCAUUAAAACAGUUUCCAACUUUAAUUAUAGCUAGAGUUGGAAAAUGGCACCAUCCAAGAUAUUUUAUCUUGGAUGCUUUGUUUUGUUGUUGGGCAUGUUGAUAGAGGCAACAACUCCUCCGGGAAUUGCCAAAAAUCCUUCAAGAGCAUCAUGUAAGAUCAAGAAGUACAAGAUGUGCUAUAACUUGGAACAUGUUUGUCCUAAGUUUUGUCCAAAUAGCUGUGAAGUAGAAUGUGCUUCAUGCAAGCCAAUUUGUUCUUCUAGAUCAUCAUCAAGUGAUGGUGACAAGGGAUCCUCCUCUCCGCCUGAAAUUGAUUCACCUUCGUCUGAUGCAGGAUCAUCACCGCCUACAUACGAUACACCUUCGACAGAUGCGGGAUCAUCACCAACUCCGCCUGGAUAUAAUUCACAAUCACCACCAUCAUUUAAAGAUGGUUCAGGUGGUAAUAAAGGUGGUGAAAAUUCUAAAGGAGGUAAAGAAGAAGAUAACAAUGACAAAAGUGAGAAAAAAGAAGAUGAUGAAAAUGGUGGUGAAAAAGCAAAAGAUAAGGGGAAAUCUAGUGAUGAAGACGAAAAAGAAAACAAAGAUGGUAAAAAAGGAGCGGGUGAAGACAAAAAAGAUGAUGUUGAAAAUGAUUCAUCUUCAUCUAAGACAGGAUCAUCACCACCUACUUAUGAUACACCUUCUACUGCAGAAGGAUCGGUACCACCACCGUCAUCAACGCCAUCUAAAGGUGGUUCGAAUAGUAAAAAAGGCGGUGAAAAUUCCAAAGGAGAUAAAGAAAAAGAUAACAAGGAUGAAAGUGAGAAAAAAAGGGAUGAUAAAAAUAGUGGUCAACAAGGAGAUAAUGAGAAAAAGGAUGGUAAUGAAGGGGAAGAAAAAAAACAACGAAGGUAAAAAAGGGGUUGAUGUGAAGGAAAGUGGUAAAAAUAGAACUGAUGAAGAUAAAGAAGGUAAAAAGAGAGACGAUGAUUCAUCUUCAUCUAAUGCAGGAUCAUCAUCACCUACAUAUGAUGCACCUUCUACUCCAAAAGGAUCAUCACCACCACCGUCAUCUAAAGAUGAUUCGGAUUCGAAUUCGAAUUCAGAUGGUAAAAAAGGCGGUGAAAAUUCCAAAAGAGAUAAAGAAGAAGAUAUAAAAAAUGAAAGUGGGAAAAAAGAAGAUGACAAAAAUGUUGACAAGAAAGAAGAUGAUAAGAAAAAGGCUGGUAAUGAAGAGAAAAAAGAGAACAAAGAUGAUAAAAAAGGAAAUGAUGAAGAUAAAGAAAGUAAAAAAGGAGACGAUAAUGGAAAUGAUUCACCUUCAUCUAAUAAAGGAUCAUCAUCACCUGCAUAUGAGGCACCUUCCAUCGCAGAAGGAUCAUCACCAUCAUCUAAAGAUAGUUCGAAGAAUCACAAAGACGGUGAAAAUUCCAAGGGAGGUAGUGAAGAUACCCAAGAUGAAAGUGAGGAAGAAAAUAAAGAUAAAAAGGGUGGUAAGAAAGCAGAUGAUGUGGAAAAUGCUAAGGCUAAAAAUAAAGGGGAUAAAUCUCCACCACAAUCUAGGGUACCAUCAUAUAAUUCUCAUACCCCAACACCAUCUUCAUCAACACCUUUAGCACCAUCUCCUUCUCCCCCGUCACAAACACCAUCCCAUACAUCUUCACCACCACCACCACCUUCCUCUUCUACUCCAUCAACACCACCAUCACCACCACCAAUAACUGCAUCUCCAGCUCCAUCUACACCGUCAUCAUCUGGGGAUAAUUCUUCAUCUUCGUCAUCAUCGUCGUCCUCUUCUGCUUCUUCUUCCUCGUCCUCCUCAUCCUCAUCCUCAUCAUCUUCUAGAGGACCACCUAAUUCUGAUAAUUCAACAACUCCAUCACCAUCAACUAAAUCUCCACCACCUUCAAUAUCAUCGUCUACUCCAUCACCAUCUCCAAAAUCUCCAUCAAUCCUUCCAUCUUCACCGCCAUCAACAGUUUCUAAUACUCCAUCAAGCCCACAAUCACCACCACCAACAAACCAUUCACCUACUCCAUCUCCGACAACUGCAUCUCCAACUCCAUCACAUGAGGACAAUUCAUCAUCAUCAUCAUCAUCAUCAUCAUCAUCAUCAUCAUCAUUCUACCCCACGAUCACCCCACCAUCAACGCAUCAUUCACCUACUCCAUCUCCGACAACUACAUCUCCAACUCCAUCACAUGGAGAUAAUUCUUCAUCUUCAAAUUCUUCAUCUUCGUCAUCAUCCUCCUCUACUUCUUCCUCUUCGUCUUCGUCGUCGUCUGCCUCAUCAUCAUCGUCAUCGUCGCAUGGAACAACACCAUCUGAUUCUCAUACUCCAAAAACCCCAUCAACAUCUCCUAAAACUCCACCACCAUCAAUAAUAUCGCCUACUCCAUCACCAUCUCCAUCAAUUCCCCCAUCGUCACCACCAACAUCAACUCCUAUUACUCCAUCUACCCCACGAUCACCACCAACAACAACACACCAUUCUCCUACUCCAUCUCCGACAACUGCACAUCCAAAUCCAUCACAUAAAGAUAAUUCUUCAUCUUCGUCAUCAUCCUCUUCCACCUCUUCCUCUUCUGCCUCUUCCUCUUCCUCUUCAUCAUCGUCAUCGUCAUCCAAAACACCAUCUAACUCUCAUUCUCCAAUGACCCCAGCACCAUCUCCUAAAUCUUCACCACCUUCAAUUCCAUCACCUACUCCAUCAUCAUCUCCCAAAUCUCCAUCAAUCCCCCCUUAUUCAUCACCACCAACAUCAUCACCUCCCAAAUCUCCAUCAACCCCACCAUCAACUAAAUCCCCAUCUUUAGCACCGUCACCUACUCCAUCGACCACACCAUCACCUUCAAAUACUCAAUCUAAUGAAGGACAUAACUCAACCUCUUCCUCCUCCUCCUCAUCAUCAUCAUCGUCGUCGACGUCGUCGUCCUCUUCCUCAUCAUCAGGAUCACAAUCUAAAUCUCCUGCUCCAUCAACCCCACCAUCUUCCUCUCUAUCUCCAUCACCAUCACCUACAGUUCCAUCACCUUCAACUCCAUCUCGUAUGCCACCAUCUGUAACACCCCCUUCGUCUACACCAACAUCGCCAUCACCAUCGCCAGUUUCACCAUUACUUCCUUCUACUCCAUCAUCCCAACCAUCACCUACCCCACCAAAACCUUCAUUGAAUACACCUUCUUCUAAUUCAGGAUACAAUUCAUCCUCUUCGUCAUCAUCAUCAUCUUCGUCUUCAUCAUCAUCCUCCUCAUCGUCAUCAUCGGCAUCUAAUUCUUCUAAUAAUUCAUCCCCAACCGCAUCACCAUCUCCUAAAUCUCCGCCCCCUUCAACACCAUCUCUCACUCCAUCAUCACCAAAACCUUCUCCAUCUAAUCCAUCAACCCAACCACCAUCAUCACCCCAACCAAAUCCUACUCCAUCCACCCCAUCACCACCAACGACACCUCCAAUAUUAUCUCCUACUCCGUCAACCACAUUACCACCAUCAAAUACAUCUGGUUCUAAUAAUGGAUAUAACUCCUCUUCAUCAUCAUCUUCGUCAUCGUCGUCAUCAUCAUCAUCAUCAUCAUCCUCCUCCUCCUCCUCCUCCUCCUCCUCAUCGUCAUCAACCUCACCAACACCUUCUACUUCUUAUAAUUCUAGAAAGAGAGUUAAAUGCAAGAACAAGGAUUACAACCAAUGUUAUAACCAAGAGCAUGUUUGCCCAACCAGUUGUCCUACUUCUUGUCAAGUUGAUUGUGUCACUUGCAAGCCCGUUUGCAAUUGUGACUACCCAGGAGCCGUAUGUCAAGACCCUCGCUUCAUAGGAGGAGAUGGAAUUACCUUUUACUUCCAUGGUAAGAAGAAUGAAGACUUUUGCCUUGUAAGCGACCCAAAUCUCCACAUCAAUGCACACUUCAUUGGAAAAAGAAAUAAAAAGAUGAGUCGCGACUUCACAUGGGUCCAAUCCAUUGGAAUCUUGUUCGACAACCAUCGCCUCUUCUUAGGCGCCACAAAGACUUCUGAAUGGAAUGAUGCCAAAGAUAGCCUCUCAUUGGCCUUUGAUGGAGAGCCCAUAUUCUUGAAACAAACUCAAGGUUCUCGAUGGUCAUCCACGACAAUGCCACGAGUCAUCAUAACAAGGACGAGUGAAACCAACAGUAUUAUCAUCCAAGUCCAAGGAAAACUUCAGAUCACAGCCAAAGUAGUACCCAUUACCGAUGAAGAAUCUAGGGCACAUAACUAUGACAUAACUAAGGAGGAUUGCUAUGCUCAUCUCGACCUCGGAUUCAAAUUCUAUUCAUUGACGAACAGGGUUGACGGUGUGUUAGGAAAAACUUAUAGGGAUGAUUACAUGAGUCGAGUGAAGAUGGGAGUAGCCAUGCCAAUUAUGGGAGGAGACAAGGAGUAUGCAAGUAGUAGCAUUUUUGCCACUGAUUGUUUGGCUUCAAGGUUUUAUGACGGUCAGGAAGAGACUUCCAUCCAAACCCUGAAUCUUGCUAGCAUGAAUUGUGCUAGUGGGAUGAAUGGACGGGCAGUAGUUUGCAAGAGGUAACAAAAAAAUAAAUU
This is a messenger RNA of Chenopodium quinoa (quinoa), 4753 nucleotides long. RefSeq names its product flocculation protein FLO11-like. The record is from RefSeq and is a predicted model, not a curated record. Bases 498 to 4739 code for a protein of 1413 amino acids. Lineage: Eukaryota; Viridiplantae; Streptophyta; Magnoliopsida; Caryophyllales; Amaranthaceae. The transcript is spliced from 3 exons.